Messenger RNA from Telopea speciosissima, 1151 nucleotides. RefSeq names its product 28 kDa ribonucleoprotein, chloroplastic. The record is from RefSeq and is a predicted model, not a curated record. Gene Ontology annotation, molecular function: mRNA binding. The coding region runs from base 102 to 1103 and encodes 333 amino acids. The transcript has 4 exons. Gene Ontology annotation, cellular component: cytosol. NCBI's taxonomy places the organism in Eukaryota, Viridiplantae, Streptophyta, Magnoliopsida, Proteales, Proteaceae.
ACCACCUCGUUUUCUCCACUGAACCACUUUGACACUUUAACAGACAAAAACCACCAUCACCACCACCACCACCAGUAGGAGAGCAAGAAAUUCCGGCAACCAUGGCUGCGGCAGCGGCAGCAGCAGCUGCAAUAGGUUCUUGCUUCUCCACCGCUGCUACUACCACUUGUAUUCGUUCAAAACAAGUGGCACUUGAUUUUGUCCUGAAAAUUGGCCAUGUCCGUACUUUACAAGUGGCUUCAGUGUCCCACUCUCACUCCAUUGAAUUCCUCUCAACUGGUGUGAUCUCCCACAAGUGGCGCACACCGAGGUUCUCGGCAGCUGUUGCGCAAGAAGAGUCAGCGACAGUGAUUCAAACGGAGCCAGAAUCAGUGGAGGAGGCAGAGGAUAUAGUUGAUGAGAAGGGAGAGGAUCAGGUGUUAGAUGAAGAGGAAGCUGAUCAAGCUCCUCUAAACACCAAGCUUUACUUCGGUAAUUUGCCUUAUAACUGUGACAGUGCUCAACUUGCUGGAAUUAUCCAAGAUUAUGGAAGUCCAGAGAUGGUUGAGGUGCUUUAUGAUAGGGACACAGGAAGAAGCAGAGGAUUUGCAUUUGUUACAAUGAGCAGUACUGAAGAUGCAAAUGCAGUUGUCAAAAAUCUUGAUGGAAGUAUAUAUGGGGGUCGGACACUUAGGGUGAACUUCUCAGAUAAACCAAGGCCUAGGGAACCCAUGUAUCCUGAAACGGAUUACAAGCUUUUUGUUGGGAACUUAUCAUGGUCAGUCACAUCAGAGAGUUUGUUACAAGUGUUCCAAGAAUAUGGUAAUGUGGUUGGAGCCAGGGUCCUAUACGAUGGAGAAACAGGACGAUCUCGUGGUUAUGGUUUUGUUAGCUACUCAUCCAAGCCGGAGAUGGAUGCUGCUCUUGAAUCUCUCAAUGGAGUGGUACCUCUCUCUCUCUCUCUAGCAUUUAAUCUUGUAUCCAUCACACACCCACAUAAGCAUGCAUGCACAUUUGUCGUAUAUUUUGAACAUGCUUAUAUUGAGUCAAGGUCCAGGCCUACAUGGUGCAAGCUGAAACUUGCAAAGGCUUGUUUGAGUCAAUCUAGGCUAAGGGACUUUUAAGCAGGUUUCUAUUCAAGUCAAAUCUCGGUGCUGUAUAUCUGUAGACCU